Messenger RNA from Pogona vitticeps (central bearded dragon), 1960 nucleotides. The record is from RefSeq and is a predicted model, not a curated record. NCBI's taxonomy places the organism in Eukaryota, Metazoa, Chordata, Lepidosauria, Squamata, Agamidae.
CGGUUGCAUGAUGAUCUAUACUGUAAAAGUAUCGCCUAUUCUUGUCCUUGAACAAGCGAAAUGAGGUAUUUAAAGAGUGGCUUUAUUAGUGCUACACGCCCCUCCCCUCCCCCCGUGAAUUUCCACGGCCGAGUCUGGAUAUUCGAACCCAGGCUGUCCCUCUGGCCAUUGCACUGCAGGUGUUACCCGCGCAAACGCGGCGGAGCCAGCGCAGACAACACCCGGCUUCCCUUUCGAGGCUGCCUGGUCCCUACGGUUUUUUUCUGGGGAGCCCCCGCCCCGCCUCGUCGAGAGGCCACCUCCUCGCCUGUGGCGCUCUCGGGAGGCGCCGCCCUUUCAUUGUCUCCGGCGCGCCAGCUGUGCCAGUCCAGCGACUGGUUCCUUCUGCCCUUGGUAGAAGGAGCCGCCUUCCGAUCGGUGGCUCAGCCCCAGAAGUUUGGCUAGAGACCGAAGGAGGGGGGUUGCGGUUCGCUUAACAACGACUGGAAUCUUCCUCCGAGUUGUAUAAAGGGGCGGGGAGGUGAGUGCCGCAAAGGAGAGCAGCCUUAGCAGCAUCGUUACUACAGGGCAGUUGGUUGUGUAAGCGAGGAUCUGCAGGGAACUGGGCGAGAGAAGGGAUGAACCAGUCAGCUACAAAUUCUCAAGCAAACUGAACAAGUGUGCAAAACGUUGGAGGCAUCUGCUUGAGAAGAAGGGCUAACAGCAGAUAAACUCAGGUUGUCUUUAUCCUGUAAUACUACAAGAUUUGCGAUGUUUGGUACUGUGGUGGUUGGGAUUGGAAUUGCUGGAUCUGUGAGGAUCAGAGACUUGCUGAAUCCUUUGCCUUCCAGUCCUACAGAGCAUCUGAAACUACUGGGCUUUGUGUCAAGGCGAUCUCUUGGUGAGGUUCAUGAUGUCAAGCAAAUCAGUCUGCAAGAAGCUCUGAACAGCAAGGAAGUCCAGGCUGCCAUCAUCAGUACAGAUAACCAAAACCACUAUGAGAGUGUCAGGUAUUGCCCUCCCACUUCACUAGCAUCAAAAUGCCUCUAUAAAUUCCAUUAUCUGGCUGAUGUAAAAUGUAAAAUCCUCCAUGUAGAGCAUAUUGAGCUACUGACAAUGGAGUACAAACAACUGAAGAAAGAAGUGGCGGGGAAGGAGCUUGUGAAAGGGACACUACAUUUCACAGGUGGUCCGCUGGAUGAAGAACGUUCUGGAUUCCCGGCUUUUAGUGGGAUUGCCCGUCUGAGCUGGCUGGUUGACCUUUUUGGAGAUCUAACUGUCACUUCUGCCAUGAGAGAAGAGCAGAAAGAGAAAAAUUACUCUAGAAUGACUGCAAAUUUUCAAACUGCAAAUAAAAGGCCUCUGACUUGGAUUGAAGAAAGGGGACCAGGGAUGAAACGAGAUAAGAAGAUCAAUUUCUGCUUCACAAGUGGGUGCUUGGAGAGUCUCCCUGAGGCUCCCCGUUCAGCAGUUGGCCCCUUCAUGCAAGAUUUGGUUCUUUUUGCCAAAAAACUAUUGGGAUCAGUCUCCAAAGAAGAACUGGAGGCUGAGAAAAGGCGAAUUCUCCUGUGUCUCAAUCUUGCUGAAGAAAUUCAGAGGCACUGUGAACGGCCAACAAAUAUUUAUUCUUGAAACUACUUGAGAAUAUGGGAUUAGCGCUUGGAUCUGCAGCUUCUUGUAUUCAAACUCUGUCCUACAUUGUUCUUCCAAUUGGCCAACCUCACUGUUAAAACCAUUAAGAUUUUUAUAAUGAAUAUGAGCCAGUGUUCUGUGUUACUGAUAGUUUUCUUUUGGCAAAACAGGACAGUAUAGGUUUAUCCUUGUGUGAGAUACUUCUAAUGAAAAGUUAGUGAAGAAAUGAGUGCAUUUUUUCUUCUGGAAAUGCUAUAGCAGUAACGGACCCUUUUCACCAAUUACAGUGGUGCCUCACUUAACGGGCACCCCGUUUAAUGACGAAUCCACAUAGCGAUUAAGUUUUUGC